Atta colombica is the source of this 6861-nucleotide messenger RNA. Its product is annotated as sushi, von Willebrand factor type A, EGF and pentraxin domain-containing protein 1-like. The transcript has 32 exons. NCBI's taxonomy places the organism in Eukaryota, Metazoa, Arthropoda, Insecta, Hymenoptera, Formicidae. The record is from RefSeq and is a predicted model, not a curated record. Bases 1 to 6819 code for a protein of 2272 amino acids. Gene Ontology annotation, molecular function: calcium ion binding.
AUGGGAUUUUCAAGAAUUCUACCGCUGCUAAUCGGAGCGCUUUCUCUAUUUUCGAAUUUUGCCGAGUGCGUCGACGACGACAAUGGAGGUUCGAUCAACAGCGUGGAGAACAGUACAAACGAUAACAAUGUCUCGUCGACUUUUCUGAAUUUCGACCAAAAGACGAACGAGGAUCAACGAAAGCAUCUGGACGACACCGAUAGGAUAUUGAGCAAGAUGGACGUCCUAUCCCGCCUAUUAAAGAUGCACAUAGAUCAAUUGCGAAAUAAGACUGAUCAGGUGGAAAUGGUGUUCCUGGUGGAUGCGUCCGGUUCGGUCGGUGCAGAGAACUUCCGCAGUGAACUGAACUUCGUGACGAAGCUCCUGUCGGAUUUUACGGUGGACGCAUUGGCUGCACGGGUCGCCCUGGUCACCUUCGGUGGUCGGGGCAGCGUAUAUCGCAACAUCGAUCAGAUCUCCAGACACGGACCCAACGAUCACAAGUGUUACUUGCUGAACAAACAGUUCAACAAUAUCACUUAUAGCGGCGGAGGAACUUAUACGCGUGGCGCGCUUCUCGAGGCACUAGCGAUCCUUGAGAAGAGUCGUGAAGCGGCGAGCAAAAUGGUAUUCCUGAUAACCGAUGGCUUCAGCAACGGUGGCGAUCCGCGUCCCGCGGCUCACCUACUGAAGAACACGGGUGCGAUUAUAUUCACGUUUGGAAUACGUACGGGAAAUGUAGAGGAGCUGCACGAUAUCGCCAGUCAUCCCGAAUACACACAUAGCUAUCUCCUCGAUAGCUUCGCGGAGUUUGAGGCUUUGGCGCGACGCGCUCUGCAUAGGGAUUUGAAAACUGGGCAGUACGUGGCCGUGACUUUGCCGACCGAUUGCAAUAGUCUCUGCUCGGACAGCAUGAACCGGACUUGCUGCGAUGAAUUGGCGACCUGCACCUGCGGUACCGCGACUGGACAUUACGCCUGCAUUUGCCCGCCUGGCUAUUUCGGUUCCGGUCUCAGAGAUUUUUGCCAACCUUGUCCAAACGGAACCUAUGCUUCCACGAACACCUCUGGGGAUUCCACCGCUGCAUGCGUAUCCUGUCCAGACGCGAAUCACAUCACCAUCAAGGUUCCCGCGACCUCGGUGAUUGACUGUGUCUGCGCCUCCGGAUUUAUCACAGAUGGUUACAAAUGCGAGGCUAUAACAUGUCCGAAACUGAGAAUCCCCGACAACGGAUACCUGGUGAAAGCGAGCGCUUGCAAUAAUGUGGUACACGCAGCGUGUGGCGUAAGAUGUAGGAUCGGUUUUCAUCUUACGGGGGACAGCAUUCGACUUUGCGGCAAAGACGGCGCUUGGUCCGGCAACGAGCCGCAGUGCUUGCUGAAGACGUGUUCGGCUUUACGCUCACCGACGCAUGGCCGCGUAAAAUGCGAGCACGACGAGGACUAUCAGCAACAAUUUCAAGAAAAUUCCACUGUAUAUCCGAUCGAUACACGCUGCCAGUUUCGAUGCGACGUCGGCUAUCAGCUUCGUGGCAGCAAAGUGCGCAACUGUCUACCUUUAUCUCGUUGGGACGGUUUGAAAGUUACGUGCAAAGCUGUGAAAUGCAAAUCUUUACCGCAAAUCGCGAACGGCGACAUCACUCCGGAAAUUUGCAUCGGGCCAGCGAAGGUGCCCUUUGCCACCAAUUGCACGAUCACCUGCAACGAGGGUUACAUCCUGGAAGGACCCACCGACAGAAUGUGCAUUGGACGCACGGGAAUUUGGUCCCAACGUCACAGCGUUAAUCGAUGCGUGGACAAAACACCGCCUUCUUUGGAGUGCCCAGCCAACAUUAUCGAGGAGACUGAAAAGGGACAAAACUACGCAUAUGUGAACUGGACAGUACCUAAGGUGACUGACAAUGCAGAUGCAUCUCCUAUUGUAUGGACAAAACCGCACAUCGUUCUACCCUGGAAGGCAAAAAUCGGUACACGCAAUGUUGUGUAUGUAGCACAAGACGCGAGCGGCAACAAAGCUAGAUGUAAAUUCAAAGUUAAAGUUCUUGAUAGGGAACCACCAACAAUCGAGAACUGUAUCGAUCCACCAACACUUUACACCGAUUUCGAUAGCGGUCUCGCAAACGUGACGUGGGACGAGCCAGUCUUUUACGACAAUUCGAGAAUUGCCGUGCGCGUCAAUCAAAGUCAUCAACCCGGCCAAGACCUCUUCUUUCCAGUCGGUCAUACGAAGGUCUUCUAUAAUGCGACCGACAAAUACGGCAAUCGGGCAAGUUGCGUGUUGAACAUUACUGUAGAAGAUGUGUGUAAAAGUCUGAAAGCACCAGCGAAUGGUCGACUAAACUGUUCUUCGUCAGACGAUCGCGAAACACAAUGCGUCGUAGCUUGUGAGGAUGGCUACGACUUUGCAAUCGAGCCAAUGAAUUUCAAUAUCGUGAAUAACGAAUUGCUAUUGAAAUGUAACUCAAGCAAUCAUAUGUGGGAUAGUAAUUAUCUGCCAGAAUGUUCAGAAACGCAAACACCUAUAACAAUAUCUCAGGAGGGAGAUGUGAUAUUACAAAGCAACGGAAGCGCAAUAUGCGACAAUCAACCUGCUCUUGGCGAAUUGAAUAAGAACAUUGCUAAUGACUUGAAAUCGAAAUUCCUGGAAAUAUGCGAUAAUGACAUUGAGUGCGAUCUGGUUAGCUUCGAUCCCAAGUGUGAAGACGAUCUAUCGUUGUCGAAGGAUAUUGAAGAUAACUUAAUAAGAAGACGAAGAUUCGAACCUAAGAACAAACAAGCUCGGUCUACCGAUACCUUUAAAGAUACUGAAACAACAUUGUUCGAAAGGUUGAAACGCGCAGCUAUAAGACUGAGCUCCGAGCCCAACAAAAAUAACACCAGAUCUAAACGGAAAAGAAAUAGAAUAGAAAUUAAAUUUAAGUUUAUAGGUAAGAUAAUAGAAGAAAACUACGAGAAUCCAAAACGAGGAGUGCAGAAGUUGAGAGAGAGGAUCGAUGCAAUGACGCAAGUGGGAAAAUUAAACUUGCUUGACAACAAAACCAACCAGGAGAUUGCGAAGCUCGCUCUGAAUCUGUACUUCGUCUUCAAGGAACCACAGGACCUUUGUGAUCUCGGUAGUGUGCUAAAGAGACAUGGUUGUGUUAAAUGUCCCGCAGGCACUUUCUACAAUUCCUCUACCAGAACUUGCCAGCCGUGUCCAUUCGGCGAGUACCAGGAUGCGAUCGCUUCAUUGACGUGUGUGCCUUGUCCUGAAUACACCUUCACGAAGAGGAUGCAUGCGAGAACCUUGAAAGAUUGCAUUCCUGUAUGUCGACCAGGAUAUUAUUCUCGACGCAAACGAUACCACGGAUCACGUGUGGGCAUGGAGCCUUGUUUCGCGUGCGACAUUGGUUUCUAUCAGCCAAACUACGGACAAAGUCAAUGCUUGCCUUGUCCGUCGAACGUAACGACAGAAAAGCGUGGCUCCAUAGAUAUCAGUGAUUGUCUACCGAUCCGCGAUGAAGAAAUCGAUGACUGCCGGACGGAUCCGUGCUUAAAUGGCGGUCAAUGUCUACGAGAUGAAAGCGGCUACGUUUGCGAGUGUCGCGAAUAUUAUGUGGGAUUGAAGUGCGAAGAAUUCAAGGAUCCGUGCGACUCCUCACCGUGUUUAAACGAAGGAAUGUGCACAACAUGGCAGUAUCUGAAUAAUUCUGUGAUGUACGAGUGUGUAUGUAAAAGCAGUUACACAGGUGAUAACUGUGAGAUUUACGUGGACGAGUGUUACACCAAUCCCUGUCAGAAUGGUGGAAGAUGCAUGAGCACCGAGAACGAUUUCGUUUGCGAGUGCAGAGACGGAUUUGAAGGUCAAUUCUGCGAGGUUUCGAUGGAUCACUGUGAGCACAUGCCCUGUGAGGAAGGAUCUGUGUGCCGUACUGUGAACGGUACCUGGCAAUGCCUCUGCAAACCCGGUUUUCUGGGGCGACACUGCAACUUGUUACCUUGCGACUGGUUGCCAUGUCACACGAAUGCGAUUUGCGUCAACGUCAAAGAAGAAAACACAACACGGAAAAGUUACAGGUGCGAAUGUCCCGACGGAUACACAGGGAAGGACUGUGAGACCAAGAUCAAUCACUGCGAGUAUUCGCCUUGCUUGAACAACGGGCGCUGCAUUAACUUCGUUCUCGAUUAUAUCUGCGAAUGCCCGAUUCCUUUCACAGGACGCGACUGCGAAAUUGAACUAUCAUCCGACUACGUGAUGCAUUUUACCAAGUCCGGCACGACGGAUUAUGUGGCCACCAAAGGACCCGCGAGAGAUUUUCUCCAGCUGUCUGUUUGCCUAUGGUUGCAAUCGUUGGAUACUUUCAACUACGGAACGAUAUUAUCGUACGCAACGACGUUUUAUGACAACGCCUUCACACUGACGGAUUAUAAUGGAUUGGUCUUGUACAUUAACGGGGAGAAAAUCGUCACUGAUGUUAGGGUCAACGAUGGUAACUGGCACUUCCUGUGCGUUACUUGGGAAAGUGAGAGCGGCUCCUGGCGUGUGUUUGUCGACGGAAUCCUCAAAGACAACAGCAUCGGUUUGGCCCAAGGAGCCGUGGUGCGAGCCAACGGAUCCCUCGUCAUCGGGCAGGAACAGGAUCGCCUGGGUGGCGGUUUCUCUGAAUCGGAAGCAUUCCUGGGCAGACUCGGCUUGUUGGACAUGUGGGACGUCGUCCUGAACGAGAGUGAUGUCACGAAACUAUGGAACAGCUGCGAGAAGUAUCACGGGAACCUCAUAGCCUGGGCGCAGAUGCGGCAGUACAUUCACGGUGAUGUCAUGAUUUUAAGUAGUCCGUUUUGUCAUGGCUGUCCUCUGCCCGUAAUGCCCUUCAAGGGUAACAUUAAAGUAAGCGAGGAUCUGUCUGAGAUAACAUAUUACUGCGAUAAUGGAUACGUAGUUCGAUUUGGUAAUAAGGAAUACCGAUCCGUCAGAAGAAAGUGUCUCAAGCAUGGUCAGUGGGAAGGAUACAAUACACCAAUCUGCAUGAAAAUAAAAUGUGGCUUCCCGGGAUACUUUCCGCGCGGACACAUUUACGGAAAAUCAUAUUUAUUCGAGGACGAGAUAUAUUAUUCUUGUAACGAGGGCUACGAACUCCGCGGAAAUCCUCAUCGCAUUUGCAAUUCUGACGGAAAGUGGAUUGGACUGCCUCCGAUCUGCAUAGGAACGACGUGCAAGAAUCUACUCGCUCCAGAAAACGGUGACAUCGAAUAUAUAUUAGAAGAAAAUGAAAGAGAUGAUGUCACGAUAUUACAAGCUGGCCAGCAGUUAGAGUUCAAGUGUAAUCCUGGAUACCGUUUAAUAGGAGAGAGAUACUUGACCUGCCUAGACAUUGGUAUUUGGGAUCACAAGAGACCGUCUUGCACGCCCUAUGGAUGUCCCUUGCCAAAACAAAUAGAGCAUGGCUACAUCAUCCCUUCGAAUUCUGAUCAAACUUCCGUUCGCGAUCCCGAACGUAACAUCAUCGACAACUCCUCCGAAAGAACGUAUCAUUAUAACGACAUCAUUGGAUUCUCCUGCCAUCGCGGCUACAAAUUUCGCAAUAAUCAUACUCUGACAGAAUUCAAGCUGCAAUGUUCCGCAAACGGCACCUGGACAGGCUUUAUUCCUGACUGUGUUCCGCGUACGUGUCCCUGGCCAGAUCGCGUGGCAGACGCGAAAAUGUUCUUCAAGAAACGGGAUAACAUCACGGUUGAAAUUCCGAUGGAAGAAGACGCUACAUGGAAACCUGAUCGAAGAAGUAAUGAGAGUGAGAACGAGAUUUCUCCGGAAACGUUCAUUUCUGGUGCAGAAAUCCUUAUUGUCUGUGAUCUAGGAUAUGAACUAGUCGGGGAUCAAGUCAGAACGUGUACCGAGGAGGAGAGAUGGUCCUCGACUUUCACUUCUUGCAAGCCGCGUAAUUGUUCGAUCGAGGAACAUCCAAUUUUUAAAUUUUUCAAGAAACUGGGAAACGAAACCGCCUUAGAGAACAGCAACACAGAUGUGAUAUUAUUCGAAUUAGACGAGAAACGGUACAAAAAAAAUGUUACGCACCAAUACAAAGAUUUUGACAUUUUCGUCGAAAGAAAUAGUUAUAAAGGACGAACAGUUUUAACGUGUCGAAAUGGCGCACAGAUGAACUUCCACAAAUUAAUCGCUAACGAGACAAUUUCAAAUAUAACAUGGACGUGCAAUACGAUCGCAAAAUGGGAAGUUUCAAAUUUGUUGAUGAAAGAAUCUAUCCUCGAACAGCUACUGAAUGAUUCGACAGACAUCUGCAAUAGAUCGUGUGCACCUCCGCAAAUACCGGAAUACGGAUACAUCGAUAAUGGUAACAACACUGACAACGUUAACAAUCGCAGGACGAUCAAUAGCGUCGUCAUUUUUAAAUGUCGUCAUGGAUAUAUUCUUGAGGGUGCCGAGCAAUCUAUUUGUUUAUCGGAUGCCAGGUGGUCCGCUUUGCCUUCCUGUAAACCUGUGGCAUGCGGAAAACCGCCGAUUCUCGCUAACGCUAUGCUGAAAAGUGACGUAGACGAAAUUCAGAAUUACACUUUCGGCAAUAUGAUCUCUUAUCAGUGUGUUCCGGGCUAUCGUGUAUUCGGGCAGGCAAAUCUAAGAUGUUUAGGAAGCGGGAAAUGGUCCAGAUUGAAUGGCAGAUGCUCUAAAAUAUCGUGUGGCAAACCACAGAUCCAACACGGAAUCGCGCUCUACGGUCGUUCGUACUUGUUUCAAGAUCAAUUGACAUAUAUAUGUCUCGAUGGUGAGAAAAAGGGGAUGAUUACGUGUCAAGCCAAUGGGAAGUGGAACGAGUUGCCAAAAUGUGACGGAAAUAGGAACGUGUAAUUCAAAAUGGCUAAGAAGGAUUUAGUACAAUGCCUCGUAAAG